Octopus sinensis (East Asian common octopus) is the source of this 1024-nucleotide messenger RNA. Its product is annotated as zinc finger protein 92-like. Lineage: Eukaryota; Metazoa; Mollusca; Cephalopoda; Octopoda; Octopodidae. The record is from RefSeq and is a predicted model, not a curated record. Gene Ontology annotation, biological process: regulation of transcription by RNA polymerase II; central nervous system development. The coding region runs from base 16 to 543 and encodes 175 amino acids. The transcript has 3 exons. Gene Ontology annotation, molecular function: DNA-binding transcription factor activity, RNA polymerase II-specific; RNA polymerase II cis-regulatory region sequence-specific DNA binding. Gene Ontology annotation, cellular component: nucleus.
GUAUCCCUUAGAGAAAUGUCAAAAGUAUUAGGGAAAUCACAACAUAGGUGUGAAAUCUGUGGUAAAUCAUUCUCUAUAAGUGGUAACUUGAUUAAACACAUUCGUGUUCAUACAGGUGAGAAGCCCUUUCACUGUGAUAUUUGCGGCAAACGAUUCUCUCAAAACAAUCACUUAACUAAACAUAGAAGUAUUCAUACAGGUGAGAAACCAUUUCCUUGCGAAAUCUGUGGUAAAUCCUUCUCUCAAAACAGUAACUUAACUAAACACAAACGUAUUCAUACAGGGGAAAAACCAUUUCACUGUGAUGUCUGUGGCAAAUCCUUCUCUCAGAACAGUACCUUAACUCAACACAAACGUAUUCACACAGGAGAGAAGCCUUAUGAUUGUGAUGUCUGUGGUUCCUCAUUCACUCAAAAUAGUUCCUUAACUCAACACAAGUUGAUACAUACAGGGGAAAAACCACAUCGCUGUGAUAUCUGUGGGAAAUCAUUCUCUUGGAGAAGUAACUUAACUACACAUGCGUCUAUCCAUGGGAAAGUGUGACUGUUGCUGUGUUUGUGUCUUCAUAACUUUGCUCUUUGGUAAAAGUGACUGAUAAAAGACUAUCACAUGACAUUGGCACCAAAGCAUUGUUUCCAUCAGAGAACAUCGUCAAUAUUCAUCACUUUUUAAAGACUGAAAGAAAAUGUUGUACAGAACAGAUUUAAGAACUCCAGAGAAUUCCAGUGAAAUAUUUCUUCUCAACUGAGAUUGAUAGAAACAUUUCUCUUGUGAAAUGCUUGGAAUGUCUACAAGAUUAUUUUGUACUGAAAUUAAACUUGGAUAAUUAUUGAAAGGAAUCUCAGAGUAUUUUCAGACACCAAGAAGGAUUACAGUUGAUGGAAAGAAAACUGUGGCAAUAUUUAUUAGGAAUAAUCUGUAAGACAAGAACAAAAACUGUGUCCACAUGUGUUGUGGUGAUUGAAGUAAGAUAAGGGACAAACGGAUUAUAUAGGAUUAGUUGAAGAGGACAUUUUUAUUCUGA